AUUGUGAAACUGACCAAUCCCUAGAGCGCUUGCUCAGAGUAACGCAGAUCCAACAUGGUGGCGUUCUGAGUUUUGGAGGAGGGAACUGGGUGUAAAUAAACACGCUUUAAACAAAAAAAACUUUAGGUAACAACAUUCGCAUUUUUGUGUAUGUGACAUAUUGUACCGGGGAAAGAAAAUGUCAACUGAUGGAAACAAGAAACAAUUCUGGAAAAGAAACACAGCUAAGGUCCCUGGCAGCAUACAACAUGUGUAUGGUGCUCAACAUCCUCCUUUCGACCCUCUUCUGCAUGCUAAUCUAAUCAAAGCGGGCAACAAGCCCCAGAUGACACCAGGAGGGAAGCCAAAGAAAGCCACCACCUUCCAGGAGUUUGAGAGCAUCACCAGCGAUGCCUGGGACGUGGGGGACGACGAUGACGAGCUGCUUGCCAUGGCCGCACAGAACCUCAACAUCGAGGUUGUCAUGGAAACCGCCAACCAGGUGAUCGAGAACCACAGCAAGCAGCAGGAGAAGCAGAGACAGGACGAUGCCGACACAUCAGGGCUGGAGCACCGAGAGGAAGAGGAGGUGCAUGAGGAAGAGGUGGAAGAGCAGGAGGAGGAAGGGGAGGAAUCGACCCCUGAGGUGUUGUUUGCUUUUGAGCCCAGCCCGCUCAGUGAUGGCAGACUGGUGAAAUCACUGAGUGAGGCCCCCAUCGGAUCACCUAAGGAUGCGUCGCUCCACAGACAGCAGUCCCUGCCCCACCGGCCCACCAUCCCCAUGGUGGCUCGUAUAGCUGACCAGAACACCUCUGGGACCCCAGCCAUGACAGAGAGAGAGGCAUCCCGCCUGGAUAAGUUUAAACAGGUCCUGGCUGGACCCAACACUGACCUUGAGGAAUUACGAAAGUUGAGCUGGUCUGGAAUUCCGCGCCAUGUUCGUCCAAUCACGUGGAAGCUCCUUUCGGGUUACCUUCCUGCCAACACAGAGAGGAGAGAGAGCACGCUACAGAGGAAAAGACAGGAAUACUUUGGUUUCAUAGAACAGUACUACGACUCGCGCAACGACGAGCACCACCAAGACACGUACAGACAGAUUCACAUUGACAUACCAAGAACUAAUCCCCUUAUUCCUCUCUUUCAACAAGCUUCUGUCCAAGAGAUCUUUGAGCGUAUCCUGUUCAUCUGGGCUAUCCGCCACCCGGCCAGCGGCUACGUGCAGGGCAUCAACGACCUCGUCACGCCUUUCUUCGUUGUCUACGUCUUUGAGUACAUCAAGGAGGAGGUGGAGAACUUUGACGUGUCCAGCUUGCAGGAGGCGGCUUUGCGAAACAUCGAGGCUGACAGUUUCUGGUGCAUGAGCAAAUUGUUGGACGGCAUUCAGGACAACUACACAUUUGCCCAGCCGGGGAUCCAAAGGAAAGUCAAGGCUCUGGAGGAGUUGGUCAGCAGGAUCGAUGAAACGGUGCACGUCCACAUGCAGCAGUAUGAAGUGGAGUAUCUCCAGUUUGCCUUCCGUUGGAUGAACAACCUGCUGAUGAGAGAGCUGCCGUUACGCUGCACUAUCCGCCUCUGGGACACCUACCAGGCUGAACCUGAGGGAUUCUCUCACUUCCAUCUCUACGUGUGUGCUGCUUUCCUGGUACGAUGGAGGAAAGAGAUUCUGGACGAGAGAGAUUUCCAGGGUCUGAUGAUCCUGCUGCAGAACCUACCCACCAUGCACUGGGGCAACGAGGAGGUCAGCGUGCUCCUGGCUGAGGCCUACAGGCUGAAGUUUGCCUUCGCUGAUGCCCCCAACCACUACAAGAGAUGAGUUUGGCCCCUGACAGCUAGCUACUGAACCCCUGACAGAGGCCCCCUGGCGGACGGAUGGAUGGAGUCCACGACCGUUGCUACUAGUAGAUGAAAACAAAAACAUUUGCAUCACAAAUGGCACCCUGUUCUCUACAAAAUACAUUAUUUUUGACCAGAGCCCCAAGUAGUGCACUAUGUAGGGAAUAGGGGGCCAUUUGAGAAGCAAGUGCUUCUUGGUAUGUGUGUACCGUUCUAACCGACUGUUCUUCUUGAGUCCUUCUCUUUGUUCUUAACGAUGAAAUUACAUUUGUGCAACACUCCAACAACAUUAAUGCCUGUCCCAUCGAAGUAGACCCCAACCAAAAAAGAAAGACCUCCAGUCAGUGUGGUAGUGGAGAUCUUGCUGCAGACCCAUGGAUGACGGUUCUAGACUGUCCUGUACUGUUUGUCCCUGACUGGCCACCGUCCCCAAGGAACUCAGACCUUCUCCUAGAGGCCAAGUCACAUUGAGUGGAUCUCCACAGCAGGCGCAACAUGUCCCGAGACCUAAUGAAUGAAUUGUAGGUCUGAACUAACCCUGUGUGUGUGUGUGUGUGUGUGUGUGUGUGUGUGUGUGUGUGUGUGUGUGUGUGUGUGUGUGUGUGUGUGUGUGUGUGUGUGUGGGGUGGGUGGAGGGUAGAGAGAGAUCUUCUGUACUUGGUUAAUAUGUCACUUUUAAUUCCUAAGGAAACUGAGGACACAUGUCGUCAUUCUAGUCAUUCCUAGCUGGCAUCGAGCUCUUCUUUCAUCUCCGUGCCCUCAGUUCAAAACAAGCAGUCAAUCCCCCAGAGACAAGUAGGUUUUAGUUCAAAACAGAAACACAUUCACAUAAAAGUGAAUAAUUAGCUAAUAGGGAGAUCAGAAAGUGUCUUAUUGUUAUGGAUGAUUUCUUUCUACUCUGACAUGGUCCGCAGGGCUGCAUCUAAUGAUCUACUGAUGUGUCUAACAACUCUCUCAACUCUAUUAUGUAAGAUGUGGAAUAUCUGUCGGUUGGCUGAGGGAGGGACGAGUGUCGCGUGACUCUGCCUGACCUACGAUCAUCUCUGAACCUAGGACUCACUACAUAACUCAGACACAUUGCUACUGCACCAUGCAGUGGUGAGCAGUCACCUUUUAGGCCAGGAGAUUUCCUAGUUAGGUCACAUGGUCAGAACACUCGUACCCGUAUACGGGUUGAUAGUGGCAGAUUUGGGCACUAAUGAACAACUAAAUUGUAACACAGUGGCUGUACAGUAACAUGCUAUUACAUGUCAGAGCUUCACAGCACUGUAUGGGUUUUGACUGACGGACAUUCUGAACUUGAGCACCUCGCGACCUUGUUGUGAAUGUGUUUUCAGUCAAUUUACCUGGUAGAAUAGAAACGACAAAAAAAAUACAUACUUUUUUUUUUGGUCUGAGUGAGGGAAAUGCUGUACAUUUUGAAAGAUGAGAAAUUGAGGAUUAUAAUAAAAAUACCGCUUUAAUGUCAUAAUCAAGCCAAACACCCGUGAGUCAAAAUAUGCACUUCACGUUUCCAUAUCAUAAAACUCAUGUCAUAUACAGUGUCAACAUUUAGGAUGACUAUGUUUGAUAUACAGUUACAAGAUGAUAUGGCGUCAGACACUGGGUUGUUCUGAACAGAAUGAGCCUAUAUUUGUCUAUUGUGAAGAAAAUUUGCCGCGGCUCACGCACUUGAAUGCACUCAAGACUCCUUUCUAUGUGCACCAGGAUUAUACAUUGCAUUGUGAAAGCAAGUAACAUAUUUUAUAACUUAGAUAGAUAGUCAUUUUGGCAAUAGAACAAGCUUUCAAAUGAUGUCCACCUGACCCAGAUUGCGAUUUAUAAAUGGAGCGUCUUUGGAUUGCGUUAACAACAAUAAUAAUUGUGUGAUGAUGGGGAUGUGUUCCAAACAAAAGAAGUACAAGUGUAUUUGUGCUAGUUCCUCAACGGCACAGCUAGGAGAGCUCAUGAACGGCACCUUAUAGUUGAAGACUCUUCUUUGAGUCGUUAAAGUGCUUUGAAAUGACCUAGGAACUGUGCACACUUUGGAGAGGUACAUGGCCACGAGGAGACACCAGUUAGUCCUCUCACUCAAACCCUUGUCAUUUUUUUGUCUUGUGUUUCACCUACCACACAUUUUCCAGGAAUGUUCUUAUCAUGUUACUGAAUAUAUCCAGAGUAUUUUCCGAUUUUAUCAACAAAUGCAGCGAAAGUACAGUAAAUGUAGAAUGCACAUCAAAUCAAGUGUAAUAAUUUCCCCAUAAUUUCCUAACUGUUCCCUUUCAACUGCUACCAUGGUUAUGCAUAUGCUUUUCAUAUUUCUUCUGUAAAACAUUUCAAGUUAGCCCUAUCCAUAUAGUCAAAUUUCCAUGAGUGCAAAGGGUUAAAAAAUUCUCCUCAAAACCCAGUAGGACCACGAGUUUUGUGGUCAGAAAUAAUUCCUGGACUUUGACCAUUUGUAACUGCUCAUAGCCCAGAACUAGGGCCCAUAGAAUGUGCUGGUGUGGGUCAUUGUACCUAGUCCAGUAGCUUUGUUGGUUAUUCAGUCUAUUCAUGAACACUGACUGACUGGGGGUGUUAGGGUGGAAUACAUUAACUCUCUCCAUUUGCCUUCAUUUGACUGCUUAGGGUUUUCAUUUGAUGUACCAAAUGAUGUGAUAGUUUGUUUUUGCCUGGUGUAGAGCCCUCAAACUCAACUCUGGACUCAACCCAGUUCCACUCCUAUGUUUCAUUGUUCCCCUCUAAUCAGGGACUGAUUUAGACCUGGGACAACAGGUGGGUGCAGUUAAUGAUCAGGUAGAACAGAAAACCAACAGGCUCCGGACCGCAUGGGUUAAGAGUUGUUAUACCCCUUGUGUAGAGGGUGGAUAUACGAUGUAAAUUAGAUGUUGAAAUAAUAUUAUGUACAACUUUUAUCAUCAAAAACAUCCUGCCAGGUAACGAUGAAGACCAAUAAUUGUUGCAUGAACUCCUCAAUGAUGUGUGUGUUUAUGUGGGUUGGGAGUGUAUGUAUAGAUGGGGCAGCUUAAUACUCUGUAUUUGAACCUCCUCAGCUUCUUUUGAUCAUGUCGGUAAUGUUUUUGCGCUCCAUGUCAGCUCCAGGCCCAAUUUCCUAUUCUCACAUUGAUUAGAAACAAAAAAAACUACACUUGAUAAAAGUCAAUUUUCUUCCGUUUUUUGUACGAAAUAUAUUAUUUGGAAUCAGCUUCUAAAGAAACAAAAAUGUCUCUCUCUUCCUUUUUUUUUUAUAUACUGUUUACAUGAGCCUAGUAAGUUGUGCCUAAUGUAGAGAUGGCAGAUGAUCAUCAUAGAUAUUUAUUUUACCUUAAUUUAAGCUCUCUGCAAAUGAAACGAGAACGUUUAUUCAGUUGAUGCACUCACACUCUGUGUUUGCUAAGCCAUGAGAGUAUCUGCAUCCAAAAUGGCACCCUAUUCCAAAUAUAGUGCACUGCUUUCGACCAGUUCCCUAUGGGCCCUGGUCAAAGUAUUGCCCGAUAUAGGGAAUAGGGUGCCAUUUGGGACGCAACCAAUGAGUCCACAGAAUCACAUCAGUAAGUCUAGCAGCUGCCUUCUCCGGUGUCCUUCAACUUGGCUUGAUGUACCGAACAACCCUUACACACACCUUUGGUAAAAGUCACAAGCCCUGGGUUACCAUGGUUACGGUGGUGACCAGGUGUCCGUCCGCUGGCUGGAGGCCUCGGACACACACACACUGGACGUUGCAGUCAGCAUCUCAUGGGGCAUGACCUAACAUGUUUGGUCUGCCUCCUAAAACCUUUUUUUUAGGGUUGUAUUUUACUGUUCGGUUUCUUUUCAGAGAUGUUCAAAUGUUUCUGACCAAACUAAGACUUGUCCUUUUUCCCUUCUGACUUAGACAUCUGAACGUGUGAAUCUCAUACUGUGGAGAGUGAUCGUGAUUUUCUUUAAAAAAAAUUAAGUGUACAGAGAAAGAAUUUUGAAACAAAGAUCUGUAAAUAGAAAAGUGUAAAUAAAUGCUAUAUAUGACCAAA
Messenger RNA from Salmo salar (Atlantic salmon), 5801 nucleotides. It is a transcript of the gene tbc1d22a, whose product is annotated as TBC1 domain family, member 22a. Gene Ontology annotation, biological process: activation of GTPase activity. Lineage: Eukaryota; Metazoa; Chordata; Actinopteri; Salmoniformes; Salmonidae. The record is from RefSeq and is a predicted model, not a curated record. Gene Ontology annotation, molecular function: GTPase activator activity.